Molecule: messenger RNA, 854 nt
Organism: Pyrus x bretschneideri (Chinese white pear)
Lineage: Eukaryota; Viridiplantae; Streptophyta; Magnoliopsida; Rosales; Rosaceae
Product: protein LIFEGUARD 2-like
Exons: 4
Coding region: 48-854 (268 amino acids)
Cellular component (GO): membrane
Source: RefSeq, a predicted model, not a curated record
GCCAAACACUCGACGAUCUUAAUCUGAGCAAAUCGGAGAAGACGAAGAUGUGGAAUCAGGCGUUUCGGAAGAGUGAUCCGGAGGCCGGACCGAGGCUGCUUUACCCUAUGAUGCUCGAGAGCCCCGAGCUCCGGUGGUCCUUCAUCCGCAAAAUCUACGCGAUCGUUGCCAUCCAAUUACUCGCCACCAUCGCUGUAGGCGCCGGCGUCGUUUCGGUCCGGCCGGUGGCUAACUUCUUUGUCAGCACCGGCGCCGGCCUAGCGCACAUCGUUCUCAUCAUCACGGCUUUCAUCGUGCUGUGCCCGCUGUACUAUUACCACCAGAAGCAUCCGGUUAAUUACCUUUUACUGGGAAUUUUUACCAUCUCACUGGCAUUUGUCGUCGGUUUGACUUGUGCAUUUACUAGCGGGAAGGUGAUUUUGGAGUCAGUUAUUCUGACGGCAGUGGUCGUAGUUGGUCUGACCUUGUACACAUUUUGGGCUGCAAGGAGAGGCCAAGAUUUCAACUUUCUUGGUCCUUUCUUGUUCGGAGCUCUACUGGUUCUGAUCGUAUUUGGUCUGAUUCAGGUUUUCUUCCCGCUUGAUAAGAUAUCAGUGAUGAUAUAUGGUUGCUUGGCGUCGAUCAUAUUUUGUGGGUAUAUUGUGUAUGACACGGACAACUUGAUCAAGCGAUACUGUUACGACGAGUACAUUUGGGCUGCAGUUUCCUUGUAUUUGGAUAUCAUCAACCUCUUCCUAGCUCUUCUCACCGUUUGUAAACGUGUUUCGUUGGUUCAUUAUCCCAUAGUAGGAGAUUUCUGUUUGUCAAUAGUUGCUUGGGGUUUCAACUCUCCAGAUCUCGCAAUCGGGAGCUGA